AUGCCAGGGAGGGCGGAGUACAUGGAGGAGGCGGACGCCGGCGCUGCGGAGUCGGGCGCCGAGGAGUCUGGCGCUGAAGAAGACGGGCAGGAGGACUCAGGCAGCGCGGAGUCUGGCCCAGACGAGUCGGACGCAGAGUCGGUCGACGAGGCAUCCAUGGAGGUGGGGCAGCCGCGGCCGGUGCUGCGCUCCGUGAACUCGCGCGAGCCCUCGCAGGUCAUCUUCUGUAACCGCAGCCCGCGCGUCGUGCUGCCCGUGUGGCUCAACUUUGACGGCGAGCCGCAGCCUUACCCGACGCUGCCCCCGGGCACCGGCCGCCGCAUGCACAGUUACCGAGGCCAUCUUUGGCUCUUCAGAGAUGCAGGAACAUAUGAUGGGCUUCUGGUUAACCAAACGGAAUUAUUUGUGCCAUCUCUCAAUGUUGAUGGUCAGCCUAUUUUUGCCAACAUCACAUUGCCAGUGUACACCCUGAAAGAGCGAUGCCUCCAGGUUGUCCGAAGCCUCGUCAGACCUGAGAAUUAUAGGAGGUUAGACAUCGUCAGGUCACUCUAUGAAGAUCUGGAAGACCACCCAAAUGUGAGGAAAGACAUAGAGCGCCUGACACAGGAGCAUAUUGAAAAUCAACGGAUGGGAGAGGAGACACAAGAUUUUCACUAA
Messenger RNA from Elephantulus edwardii (Cape elephant shrew), 657 nucleotides. It is a transcript of the gene VHL, whose product is annotated as von Hippel-Lindau tumor suppressor, E3 ubiquitin protein ligase. The coding region runs from base 1 to 657 and encodes 218 amino acids. The record is from RefSeq and is a predicted model, not a curated record. The transcript is spliced from 3 exons. NCBI's taxonomy places the organism in Eukaryota, Metazoa, Chordata, Mammalia, Macroscelidea, Macroscelididae.